Messenger RNA from Diceros bicornis minor, 1474 nucleotides. RefSeq names its product olfactory receptor 5M10-like. Gene Ontology annotation, biological process: G protein-coupled receptor signaling pathway; sensory perception of smell. The transcript has a single exon. Gene Ontology annotation, cellular component: membrane. The record is from RefSeq and is a predicted model, not a curated record. Gene Ontology annotation, molecular function: G protein-coupled receptor activity; odorant binding; olfactory receptor activity. Bases 139 to 1071 code for a protein of 310 amino acids. Lineage: Eukaryota; Metazoa; Chordata; Mammalia; Perissodactyla; Rhinocerotidae.
GUUGAAAAAAGAGUAACUUCCCAAUAGAUGAAUAGAUCAAAGACUAAAUGAUGAAAUGCAUUUACUGGAAAAAAUGGAAUAAAUGCAGAAUCUGGAUCAGAGAGAAUUCUUCACUUUCAGUUUUCAAGAGAUAAGAAAAUGUCUUCUCAAAACCACACUGUAGUGAGGGAAUUCAUUCUCUUGGGACUCACAGACAAUCCAGUGUUGGAGAAGAUCCUGUUUGGAGUGUUUCUGGUGCUCUACCUAAUCACACUGGCAGGGAAUCUGUGCAUGAUCCUGCUGAUCAGGACCAAUCCUCACCUCCAAACGCCCAUGUAUUUCUUCCUUAGCCACCUCUCCUUUGUAGACAUUUGUUAUUCCUCCAACAUUACUCCAAAUAUGCUGCACAACUUCCUCUCAGACCAGAAGACCAUCUCCUAUGCUGGAUGCUUCAUGCAGUGUCUUCUCUUCAUUGCGCUGGUGAUCACUGAGUUUUAUAUCCUUGCUUCCAUGGCAUUGGAUCGUUAUGUAGCCAUUCAUAACCCUUUACAUUACAGCACCAGAAUGUCCAGGAACAUUUGUAUCUCUCUAGUCGUGGUCCCUUAUACUUUUGGCUUCCUCAAUGGACUCUCUCAGGCACUGCUGACUUUUCACUUAUCUUUCUGUGGCUCCCUUGAAAUCAAUCAUUUCUACUGUGCUGACCCUCCUCUUAUAAUGUUAGCCUGCUCUGAUACCUAUGUCAAGAAGACGGCAAUGUUUGUAGUUGCUGGUUUUACUCUCUUAAGCUCGCUCUUCAUCAUUCUCCUGUCCUACCUUUUCAUUAUUGCCGCCAUUUUGAAGAUCCGUGCUGCUGAAGGCAGGCACAAAGCCUUUUCUACUUGUGGUUCCCACCUGACAACAGUCUCCAUAUUUUAUGGAACCCUCUUGUGCAUGCACUUAAGGACCCCAUCUGAGAAGUCUAUAGAGGAGUCCAAAAUAUUUGCAGUCUUCUAUACUUUUUUGAGCCCAAUGCUGAACCCAUUGAUCUACAGUCUAAGGAACAAGGAUGUGAUCCAUGCCAUACAGCAAAGGAUUAAGGGAAAUUGUUCAUGAAAUUGCAGUUUAGCCAUCUGUUCAUUUGAAAUGACUAAGUGUCUGUGAUAAGAUAGUGAUUAGCACCUAGAAAUGAGUAAGAGAGAGGUCCUAAAUGUAAUAGAUUCCCUCGUUCCAAUUUCUUUUUGAGGAUCAGCAUCAUUUAGUCUGUGGAACAUUUUCUUAAUUCAUAAGAAACUUCCCUUUUUGUUAAGCAAAGAGUUGUUAGCAACCAUUCCUAGCAACCAGAAUAUGCUGAUAUCCAGAUUUAUAAUCCUAUUUGAAAAAUAUAUUUUAGAAUCAUUUUAAAAGUACUCCAUAUUUUGUCUAAAUAAUUGUAUGCUUCCUUUUAUUUUUUAGUCCUAAGAACCACUGUGGCUUUCAGGAGCCAAACUUAAACUUAGUCUUGGCAAUUCUCUUAAUC